Papilio machaon (common yellow swallowtail) is the source of this 898-nucleotide messenger RNA. It is a transcript of the gene Saysd1, whose product is annotated as SAYSvFN domain-containing protein 1. NCBI's taxonomy places the organism in Eukaryota, Metazoa, Arthropoda, Insecta, Lepidoptera, Papilionidae. The transcript has 2 exons. The record is from RefSeq and is a predicted model, not a curated record. Bases 276 to 818 code for a protein of 180 amino acids.
UUUGUUUGCCAACACAUCGUUUCCAAUUUUAUUUCAUAUUGGAAUUUAUUAGCAAUAGCAUUUAAAUUUGCCGUGUUAAUAGAGGCCUAGCCGAUCUACGGUUAUAUUCUAAUUUGAACAUAUAUGUUUCAAAUCCUGAUAACUGAUACGAGAUAAUUGGCUACAAUUUAUUUAUACGAUACACUGCAUUGAUAUUUGGCAACAGUGCGGUGUAAUUUUUGACGUAAUAAGAUAAGUGAAUUGUUUAUCGCGAUUUUCAAGAAGCGACGACGCGGAUGGAGGCGAAGUUGAAAGAAUAUCGAGCCCUUAGACAUCGUAAAUGGCUCGAAGAAAAUGAAAAAGCCAAAGCUAAAGAGGAACCCGAAAAAUCUUUUUUGAAUUUCCUUUUGUCCAAAAACUCUAUUAAAAUGGACGAUGAAAAAAAAGAAGAUGAAGUCCCUUUGGUGGAAAAUGAAGAAAAACCAACGACAAGCCGAGUGUUUAUACAGCCAGAUGAAAGUCCAUCAGGAGGGAGAACAUUAGAACCAAUUAAUAACUCAACAGAAGAAUCAUGGAAAUACUGCAUCACAAAGUGGUCUAUAUACUUUAUUAUAUGGCUCACUGUGUACAUAAUAUUUCUUAAACUGCAGUUCGGUGCUGUUUAUUUUGUGGUAUCAUUAUUAAUUGGAAUAUAUUUGAAUACAAGAACAGGACCUAAGAAAGAAGGUGAAGUAUCAGCGUACAGCGUAUUUAACGAGAACUGUGCCAGUAUUGAUGGUACACUGAGUGCAGACCAAAUAGUUAGAGAGUUAACAUUUGGACCAGGUAAUUUGCAGUAAUAAUUAAAAAUCGCCACAAAUGUCUAAUAUUGUUUUCAUUAUAAAUUAGUGCUAGAUCCCACAUGUUAAACAGAUGUGGU